Strongylus vulgaris is the source of this 531-nucleotide messenger RNA. Lineage: Eukaryota; Metazoa; Nematoda; Chromadorea; Rhabditida; Strongylidae. The record is from the annotation of a GenBank genome assembly.
AUGGGACUUGUUUCUUUCAAAAACAUCGAUAAUGUCGAAAAUGGACACCCAUCAGGAAGCAAAGAAAAGGAAUGGGGAGAGGAGCGGGAGCGACUGCUUGGGCAAGUGAGUGGAUAUCGCGAUCCACGAAACAUUGUAGAAAGGGAAGAUUCGCUGCGAAUAGUUCAACAACAAUUAGCAGACACUAAGAAAAUUAACACUGAUUUAUACGAUAAGCUGAAAUUGUCGGACGAAAGAUGCCGACGUUUGGAGAGAGACGUGGGAAGGCUGAAAGAGCAGUACGUGCAGGAAACUGAAUCUUUGAAGAAAACCAUUUCCAAUCUAGAAGUGUCGAAUGCUGUUUUACAGGAGAAUGCACAGAAAAGAAAUAAGAAUGAAGGCGAGCAAGCUGUUCGAGCCGAGUUAGAGAAGAAAUAUGGUCAAAAUGCUGAACUUGUUGGAACAUUGCAGGAGAAGCAGAAUGCAUUAGCUGAGGCCGAAAGUGAGUUGGUUGUGCUACGACGAAGAGUUAGCACUAUGGAGAAGGAACUC